GUGGGCAAAUGGAUGAAGACAAUGAAGAGGGAUGUUAGUUGGAGAGGUAUACAUUACAGAAGACAUCUGCUUGGAUUGACAUUGUUUUGGGCCUAUUUGAAUGCAACAAAUACAUUUGGUAUUGGAAUGACAUUUUUGGAAAAUGGGACAAUGAUGACAGAUUAAUAUUAGCAUAAUGAGGAAACAAACUGCAGGGCUGAUAUAAAAGCACUGUGAAAUGAACUGCUGACACGGAUAAAGAAGAUUUUGUGAAUCCUGGAUACUCCAGUAGAGUUGGUCACGAUAAGGUACACAGCACAGCAGAGAUGAGAGCUCUGAAGUGUUGGAGGAUUCCUGCCAUACUUACUAUCCUACAGCAAACAUGGAUUUUAGCCAUGGAAAUUCCUCCUGAUGUCAGACAGCCUCCAAUGAUCUUUAAAGAGAGUCCUCAAGACUACAUAGUAGAUCCAGUUGACCCUAUUAUAGUAGAGUGUGAAGCAACAGGGAAUCCACCUCCAGUCUUCACAUGGACACGUAAUGGAGUGUACCUGAAUGUGGCUCGAGAUCCUCAGGUCAGCAUGAGGUGGCGUUCUGGCACAUUAGAGAUUUUCUUCUGGGGUCGUCCUAAUGACUAUGAGGGUGUAUAUCAGUGCACGGCGACUAAUGAGUUUGGCUCUGCUCUGUCCAGUUACAUCAACCUGCGUGUCUCCAAGGCCCGUACAUGGUUGAAGGAGUAUCUGGAGCCAGUCUCAGUGGUGGUUGGACUUCCUCUCAUCCUUCCCUGCAAUCCUCCUGUAGGUCCUCCAAAACCUAGCACUUACUGGCUGAACAGCACCAUGGCACUAAUCCGUCAGGACCGACGAGUAUCAAAAGCAGAAAAUGGAGAUCUGUACUUCUCCAGUAUCGUAGCAGAAGAUGCUCUUACAAACUAUGUCUGUGUUGCGCGCUUCCCCUUCACAAACACCAUCCAGCAGAAACCGCCCCUCAUUCUGCAGGUGCUUACAGCUCGCAUGGCAGCCCAUACGGCACCCAGGUUUCUGAAACCCAAAGGAACCGCCAGCACAACCAUUGCGAUGCUGGGGGAAGAGCUUAUUUUGGAGUGUUUUGCUGCUGGAGUUCCAACUCCCUUCAUCAAGUGGACUAAAGAUUGGGAGGAGAUGUCCAUGACAGGAAAGAAGUUGGAAAACUUUAAUAAGACACUUAGAAUAAAGAACGUCUCUAUGGAUGAUGGAGGAGACUACAUCUGCACCGCUUCAAACAGGAUGGGCAGCCUGGACCACGUCAUCACUGUCAGGGUCAAAUCGGUUCCAUUCUGGGUGGAGAAACCUGAGAGUCUGGUUUUGUCUCGUGAUGACAGUGGUAGUAUAGUGUGUAGAGCUGAUGGAAUUCCUCGACCACAGAUACAGUGGCUGGUUAAUGGAGAGCCAAUCAGUGAUGCUCCUAAGAGUCCAGGCAGACAGGUUUCAGGAGACACUUUGACGUUCAGGGCUGUGGUUCCAGACAGUGCUGCUGUGUUCCAGUGCAAUGCUUCAAACCAGUACGGCUAUAUCAUGGCAAACGCUUUCUUGGCUGUAAUGGAUAUGAGACCUCGCCUGUUAGGUCCCAGAGAUGAACUCAUUAAAACAACUGAAGGCAAUCAUACUCAUUUAGACUGCCCAUAUUUUGGGUCUCCGAAACCUGACCUGCGUUGGUCAAAAGGAGGACUAGGUACCUUAGAGGGAAGUCGUCAUAGGAUUCUUCCAAAUGGUACACUGGAAAUCAGAAAUACAAAGCUACAAGAUCAGGGAAGCUAUGUGUGUGUUGCAAGCAACGUCAUUGGACGAGAUGAGAAAGAGGUCCAACUAGAGGUCAAAGAGCCCAUUAAAAUCGUUCGUGCCCCACACAAUACUGUAGUCAUAAGAGGAAGUCUGGCUCGUUUUGAUUGUAAGAUUAAAUUUGACUCAACUCUGGAUGUCACCGUCACUUGGCUUAAGGACAAGAAGUUCUUGAUCUUAGGAAGGAGGAUGACCAAGGAUGAGGAUUCUCUGAGCAUUGCUGAUGUGUACAGACGAGAUGAAGGCGUCUACACCUGCAGGGUUAAAAGUGAACUGGAGGAGGUCACUGCCCCAGCCAAACUCACUGUGAUGGAUCGUCCAGACCCGCCCAGUGACCUAGAGAUAUCAGACCCAUCAGAGAGGAGCGUUAGACUCACCUGGGUACCAGGACUGAGCAACCACAGUCCUAUUAAAGAGUACCUGGUUCAAUAUACCGAAGAUCUCCUUGCAGACUAUUGGCUGCUGCCAAGCGGCUGGAAGAACCUGUCCAGCUACCCGGGGAGCCUAAACUCUGUCAUUUUACAGCUGACACCGUUUGUAGAGUACAGAUUCCGGGUCAUCACUGUAAACGGUAUAGGUCCCAGUAAACCCAGCUGGCCAUCUGAAUACUACCAGACAGGAGGAGCUGUGCCUGAUGCCAUCCCAAGGAACAUCCAAGGAAUGGGAAGUGGAGUGUUCAGAAAUAACAUGGAGAUCAGCUGGGAGCCACUGGAGUACAGAGAAUGGAAUGGGCCGAAACUGGGCUACAUGGUUUGGUGGAGACGAAGGGAUUCAAGGGAAGAGUGGAAGAACUACACAACAUACUGGUGGUGUAGCUACAUCAUCUAUGACACUGACACCUUCACACCCUAUGAGAUUAAAGUUCAGGCCGUCAACUUUUUCGGCUAUGGCCCAGAAUCUACUAUUGUGCUUGGCUACUCUGGGGAGGACCGUCCUGUUGCUGCUCCAUCUGACCUGAGUGUGUCAGACAUCGAGAGCUCAACGCUGACAGUCCAUUGGGAACCAGUGUCACGAGCUGACAUCAUGGGUGAAAUAAAGGAGUACAAAGUUUAUUACUGGAGAGAGAACAGUCGCCUGCCCUGGCACACUGUGAGCAGGAGGAUUAAGACCAAGAGUUUUAAAGCUAAUGGACCUCGUUUGUCUGGGACCCUGACUGGUCUUGUACCGUAUAGUAACUACAGGAUGUAUAUUGUAGUGGCCAAUAAUCGCUAUGAAGGUCCGCCCAGCAACACCAUUGAGUUUCAGACGCCUGAAGGAGUGCCCUCAAUUCCCAGAUCGUUCAGAAUCAUGCACCGGCACUAUGACACCAUUUACCUGGACUGGGAAGAACCUGCAGAACCCAAUGGCAUUCUGACCGGAUAUAUUCUCAAAUAUCAGACAUUGAACGUCACUCUGGGCGACAGAAUCCAGGUUGAAUACAUUACUCCGAACAUCACCUACUUCUCCCUGCGGCGAUUUGACCGUUACACGCGAUACAAGUUCUCACUGGCAGCACAAACCGAGGUUGGAGCCGGGGAGGCGUUCACAGAGGAAUCACCCCAUUUUACAACUGAGGAAUAUACCCGGGAUCAAGUGGACAUUGUGACGCAGGGUUGGUUCAUUGGCUUAAUGUGUGCAGUCGCUCUCCUUGUUCUUAUCAUGCUCAUAGUCUUUUUCAUCAAGAGGAGCCGAGGAGGAAAGUACCCAGUGCGGGACAAGAGAGACAUUGCACUGGAGCCAAUGGAUGAUAGAGAGAAUGGAACGUUUGAUUACAGGUCUCUUGAGAGGUAUGAUUUAUGUCAUUUUUAACAGAGUUGACUUUUUUUUUGGUUGUUUAAUUAAAUGGCC
This is a messenger RNA of Sinocyclocheilus grahami, 3620 nucleotides long. It is a transcript of the gene nfascb, whose product is annotated as neurofascin homolog (chicken) b. Gene Ontology annotation, cellular component: axon; plasma membrane. The record is from RefSeq and is a predicted model, not a curated record. Bases 306 to 3581 code for a protein of 1091 amino acids. NCBI's taxonomy places the organism in Eukaryota, Metazoa, Chordata, Actinopteri, Cypriniformes, Cyprinidae. The transcript has 26 exons. Gene Ontology annotation, molecular function: cell-cell adhesion mediator activity. Gene Ontology annotation, biological process: cell-cell adhesion; brain development; axon guidance.